This is a messenger RNA of Venturia canescens, 6831 nucleotides long. Its product is annotated as cilia- and flagella-associated protein 44. The record is from RefSeq and is a predicted model, not a curated record. The transcript has 26 exons. Gene Ontology annotation, molecular function: protein binding. Lineage: Eukaryota; Metazoa; Arthropoda; Insecta; Hymenoptera; Ichneumonidae. Bases 237 to 6437 code for a protein of 2066 amino acids.
AAUAAAGAAGAUUAUGGAAAAUCAGAAGAAAAAAAAAUUCAUUUGUCCCAUUUUAAUAAGUCGUUCCCAAUGUUUGAAAAAUCGAGAAAACAAAGGAAAAAACGAAAGUUCGUGUCGGUAGCGCGCAGCCAGCAACGUCGUCAUAGCGACCGUGAACGAAAUUUGUUUUUCACGAGUCAUUAUCGUCACAACUCUCAAAACGGGUUAUAAUCUGAGUCUAAAAUCGGCAGAUAAUCAUGGAAAGUAUCGAUGAUGGGUAUCGUUGGUCGAAGCCGGACUACGAGAAAUGGUUCGACGAGGAAGAAGAUUCUCAAAACAAGGAUCCGGAAAGUUCUCAAAUCUUCAAUACCGAGGAUUACAUAUCCGGAGCGAUUAGAGCCGAGAAUGGAACUGUCGCUCACAAUAUAUUGGAAUUGGAUCAUUCCUACGGGUACGAUUGUCAAAGAUUCUUCAACCUGUGCGUCGCUGAUUCGGAUACGGUUAUCUUUGCGUCCGGGAAUUUGAUACAUUUUUUCAACACCGUUACCGGGGACGUGACAUUCAGACGAUGUUCCACGGGCGGUGGAAUCGGCCACAUCACCAAAAAUCCAUCGAUCGAUCACAUCGCGGUGGGUGAGAACGGUACAGAUCCGCCGAUAAUAAUCUACGAAUGGCCGAGUAUGAAAAUCGUGAGGAUCCUGCGGGGAGGAACGACGAGAUCGUAUUGCCACUUGGCUUACAGCCGGGACGGGCGAUUGUUAGUUUCACAGGGGGGAGAUCCGGACUCGAUGAUUACGGUCUGGAAUUGGAAAAAAAGUAAAAUCCUCUUACAUUGCAAAUCUCAUGGUCAGGAGAUUUUCAAGGCAAUGUUUUCGCCAACGGUGCCCGGUAAUUUGACGACGUGCGGCGCGGGACAUGUGAAAUUUUGGAAAAUGGCUCGCACCUUCACCGGUCUCAAGCUUCAGGGCGAGCUCGGAAGAUUCGGCAAAACCGAAAUCUCCGAUGUCAUUGCCGUCUACCCAAUGCCCGAUGAGAAAGUCGUUUCCGGAUGCGAGUGGGGCAAUAUUUUGAUAUGGGAAGAAGAUUUGAUUAAACUGGAGGUUUGUAAAAAAAGUCGAAACUCGUGCCAUGGAAAAUAUCAAAUCAGCCAAUUCGAGUACCUCAAUGGGGACCUCGUGUCGAUCGGAAUGGACGGUUGGAUUCGCGUUUGGUAUUACGAGACCAUAGAUCAGGCUGAUCCACCCGACGAGGAUCGAUUUCUCGAGAAUGAACCGAUUUACGAGUUUCAAAUAAAAGAAGGAGGCCAAACCGAGGAGGAUACUUCGAUGCUUCUGUCAAUGAUGAAAAAAAAUCCCGAUGAUUCUGAUGAAAAUUUGUGGUAUGCUCAAGAUGGAAACGGAGGUCUGUGGCUCUUGGAAUUGGGCAUUUACGAGCAGCCGAAACGCGAUCCGCAAAAGCUCUUCACCUGCCACGCCGGUCCCAUUUCAUGGAUGGACGUAUCCACUUGGGGACCGUACGUCGCCACUUGCGGUCGAGAUGGUCAUCUUCACAUUUAUAAUUAUGCCAGGAGGAAAUUAAUAUUGGUGAAAAAAUUUCGUGACAAGGGUAUCAGCAGGCUCGUGUGGUUUCCGUGCUCGAUCGAAUCUACCGGCUCGACCAUCGCUUGUGCUUUCGAGAGCGGAGUCAUAAGGCUCGUUGCUCUAGCGAUUUUACACGCGGAUCGAUCCGACGACAUCAAUACAGAUUAUUCACGACUGAUUCAGGCGAUAAGGCCUCACAAAUCGACCAUUACAGCAAUCUCGCUCAAUCGGAAUAACAGUUUGCUCGUGAGCGGGAGCGAGGACUCGACGAUUUUCAUAUUUUCGAUCAACGUGACGGAAACUUAUCCGGAACUCGUGCCAGUAGGCUACGUUAAAUUGGCUUCCGGAGUAUCUUGCAUCGCUUGGAAACCGGAACAGGAGUCUGAGACGGUUUUCAUUGGCUGUCAACGCGGGGAUUGUGCGGAAAUAAAGUUGCCUGAAAAGCCUGAAAAUAACAGGAAGCGCGUGACCUACGAACUGACUCAUUGCGAAGCGACGUACUUCAAAUUUCAAUCGGUCAAAUCGAAAAUAAGGAGAGAAUUGGCGAGACUCGAAAUGGAGAAAAGAAAAGCGAAGAAACGAUUGGCGAAACAAGAAAGAAUGGAGGAAUUUCGACGGGAGAAUCCAGGCAUUGCUAUCGACGAGGAAGAAUUUCUCGCCGAUAUCGAAGAGGAUCCUCCUUUACCCGAAAUUUAUAUACCGGAAAUACCCAAUAGAGUAUUGACGGCCAAUUAUCGGGGUGUUGGAACGAUUUGGUUGACCAUGGGAGGAUACGAUGCGGGAUAUAUUUACGAGUACGAGAUUCCACCGUCGAGCAAAAGCCUCGUACCAACCUUCCCCGAUGAAGUGCAACCAGCGAUCGAGCCGGUCAAAAGCUCCAUCGUAACGAACGCCGACGACACCGAAAUAGCCAGUUGCUUCUUUUACGGAAAUAAAUAUUUAUUCCUCGGAAUGGGAGGAGGCGAGAUUCGAAUUUGUCGAAUAAACUCGCACGACGAUAUGGAUUUCUCGGAUUAUUUGGUCUUGCCGAUGCACGAACCUAAAAAUGGUUUGAUUCCGGUUAUUUCGUUGAGUUACGACGGAAAAAUGUUACUCACCUGCGGCCACGAUGGCAAUUUGUUCUCCUACAAGAUCAAUGACGAAUGUACGAAUUGGCCCCCGAGGAGGAUCGAACAAGCCAAAGAGCAGGCUGCGGAGCUUCCGGCGCCAACAUCGAAAGUCCGAGAUAUCGAAGAAUCGGCUCAGCAAUUGAUUCUUGAAGAGGUCAUCGUCAAAUCGGAGCACGAUCGAAUAUUUGCGGCAGCGAAACGAAAAAAAGAUGCGAGCCUCGCCCUACUGGGGAAUCUGAGCGAAGAGUAUAGAACAAUAUUGGAAAGGAAUUCGCGAAUUUUGAAAUCACAGCAAAUUCCCCAGGAGGAGUUUGAAUUGGAUCCAAGAAUUACAGCCGAUUUGAACGAUCGUUUGAAAAGAGAAAUGGAUCUCGUGCAUAAAAAAAUGGCUUUCGAGGUGGAAAAGAGCCGGCUCGGACUGCACAAGAUGAUGGAGCACUUCGUCGAGUCUCUUGUUCAGUUGCCAUUCGCUGUUUCUCGAAUAUCAAAGCCUCGAACGGUAGUCCAUUCCCUGCGAGAAAGAAAAUUGGGCUCCGAUUUUGCAAGCAUCUACUCGGAGGUUGUGAAACGCAUCGAGGAAAAAAACGAGGCUGUUAGAAGCAGCGAAAGGGCUAGCGAGCGGUACGCCGCGGAAGGGAAUCGAGACAAGAUGUUCGAUACGAAGAUCGACAAGACGGACGUGGCGGAGCAGCAGGAGGAAGAGGAGAAAAAAAAUUUCGGAGGCGUUGAGAAUUUGCUAAUGGGUUUGGACCCUGAUACGGUACUCGAUCGUUUGGCAAUUCAGGCGAAUCAAUUAUUACGAAAAUAUAGAGAGAGAGAAGAAAAAAUGAAAGCAAGAAAGAGGGAGUGGAAAGCCAUGUACGCCUCGAGGCCGGAUCCCGAUUCGAAUCAUCCCGAGGACGUUGCUGCGAUCGAAAGAGCCAAAAAUACGAUCGGGGAUUAUAAAUUGAAGGCAUUUCCGAAUUUUAGCCAGGCCCAGGAGAAGCGGGAAACGACGCUGACGAAAUACAAAGAAUUAUUGGAUUGCAGGAAAAAAACUCAUCAUAUUCGUCAAAAUUUCAAUUCUCGAUUGAACGCCAUUCGAGAUGAAAAAUUAGCCCUUCGAUCUCAAGUUUUUGCUUCGAUUAGAAAAUUAAAAGAAAUCCAUGCCGAAAUACCGAAUAAAAAAAUAAAGCCACUGCCGAUCAUUCCGGAGAUCGAUGACAACAUCGAAUUUCCGGAAAAAAAUUUGGAGUUGGAAAAAUAUGUUACAAUGGCGGAGCGAGUGAAAGCUACGAAACGAAAAAGAAUGUCGAUAAGCGAGGAAAUAAUAAUAAAUCCGAUGGAGGAGGAGUACGAGGUGCUUUUGCUGGACGAGAAGAUGAUUGCGUUGGAAUUGAACGCAUCGAUUAAAAAUUUGGAAGUUAUGAAACCGGAAAAACUGUCGAAAGCUCGCGUGAGCGUUCCUCGUGAAUUGUUGAAAUCCCUCGAGGCGAAUGACCAAAGAGAAACUCCGUGGGAACAUGAAAUGAAGCGUUUGAGAGCAUCGAGAAAAGUUCACGAGCAGGAUUCGAUUUUGAGAGGCAUCGAAAAGAGUUACGCAAGCUUGGACCAUCGACUGGACGAGCUCGAGCGAGAAAGACUCGAAAUAACUGCUGAGAGCGUUUAUUCUGAUCUUUUCUUACUUACUCUUCACCAGGAAUUGAUAGUACUCCAAGAUUUUGAGUCGAUGGAGGAUAUUCUUACUGAAAAAGUUGCAAGAAAAAUGGAAGAACGUGACGCAAUUAAUCUUCAAGUUCAAGCUACGACCAUCAGGAUCGAUCAGAGAUACAAAGAAAUCACCAAGUUGCACGAUAACAUAAAACACCUUGAAAUGAAAUUCGAUCGAAUGGUCAGCGACAACAAAUUCGCUGAUUUCUUGAAACGUAUUUACAAGAAAAAAUUCAAGCCACCCAAGGACGUUGACGAUGACUCAUCGUCACCUUCGAGUUCGGACUCGAGUUCAAGCGAGGACGAUGGGAAAAGUCUAGCGAGCGACGAUCUCGGGCCACUUCGUCUCAACGAAAAUAUUUGUCCAAUCGGUUGUGACCAAGAAUUGUAUGAUUCAGCGUUUUCUAUGAGGGACGAGCGUUACGAGUGCGAGCACAAGAUUCGAGACGCUCAAAAAAUCAUUGAAACUUUGCGCAAGGAAGUUGACGGGGAAACGAAAAAAUGGAAACAAAUCGACGGCGAACUGAAGACCAAUCGGAAGGAUCUCGAUGAUUUUAUGUGCGAAAAACAAAAAAAGCUCAACGACAUAGACAUGACUGUCAUACUCAAGUUCCACCAACUCCAACACUUGGCCGGUGAUAACCGAGUCGCGAGAAUUCGCGAUUGCGUAGUUUUCGACAAAACAAAACUUUCCCGCCUGUACACAAGAGUCGGUGAAUUGCAGCAAGAAACUUUAGAUCAGAAAGAAAAGCACAAGAAGAAUCGAACGCAUCUGCACCGAAUGAAAAUAGAUUGUAAACACAUGGAGGGAGAGAUAAAAAAACUGAAAAGUAGAAUAAAGCAGGAAAUGAUGGAAAAAUUUGGACGCGAAAUAUCCAUCGACUAUUUGUACGAAGUUGUAUUAAAAAGAAUGAUUCACGACGUUAGGGCCGACGUGAGAGAAAUGACGAGAGAUUUCGACAUAAAAAUCCAAGCGGUAAAAGAAAAAUAUUAUCAGCAAUUGAGCAUUCUUGAGAAUCUCGUUCGUGACAACACGGAAAAACUGAGCUUCAUCACGGUCUUGGAAGGGGAACGUAUGAAGUUGAAAAAAAUCUUGAGACACAAGCCCGAAUCGGAAGAAAAGAUUUUGAAGAUGGAGCUCGAGUAUAAGGAGGAUUUGGAUCGGUUGGAGGGUAUAAUGAGAAAUCAGAGAAACCAGAGAAAGCUUUUCCAAAAUGAUAUAAGGAACUUGCGUUUGAAAACGAGACCGCUGCCAACGAUCUGUGCCAGAAAGAGUGUAAAUCUGUUGAGAAACGUUGACAAAUCUAACGACGAGAUGAACGUCAUUUCGCUGGAUCCGGAUAGCAGGUCCGAAAACGAAUUCCUAACGGAAGCGACUUGUGACGAAACUGACAUCAGCGAGAAAAACGAGGAUCGAGUGGAGGAUGAAAAGCAAUUGGAAAAAAAAUUGAACGAAGAAAAAGAGGAUUCACGUACAAUCGCCUCUGCCGCUGCCAUGGUGCAUCGUCUAAUGUCAAGAGUUUUGGAAAGCUCUGCGCAGGAGGAGGAAGAGCAAGGGAGCGAGGGAGCGGAUCGUGAAAUUUUUAAACAAGUUCUUGAAAGUGUACCGACCGAAGGAGGAAUAGUAGAAAUGCGCGAAGGAAUUGAACGCUCGGUCGAUCGAAUUCUUGGGUCUCUGCCCGACGGAAACGAGGAAGCGGUGGAAGCCAUGAGGGAAGCGGUAAAAGAAAGCCUGGACGAAAUUGUUGAACGUUUUGAGGAAGAAUCUCGAGGAGUCGGUACGAGCCUUUCAGAAAUUGGAUGGAAUAUGAAACAAAAGAUAACAGAUUUGUUGGAGAGCAUGGGGAUAAAAGGUGAUGCCGGAAUUGAGAACGACUUGAUAAAACAUUUGAAAAAUGACGACGAGAUUGAGGACGCUAUAGAGUAUUUAUUGAAAAACGUGCAAACGGUUUCGGACGCCGAAACUCUAGCGGUUUUGAAGGAACACGCUUUCCGAACACUUACAGAAAUUAAAGAAGAAAUGACAGAAAGCGAGAAAACAGAAGACCCGACUUCGCGUGUAAGAACGAGAAAAUCAUAAAGUUCGUAGCUUCGAGCCGAUCGAUCGUCAUUUAAUUUUUAUAUUCUCAUUUUUCAGGAAUAAUGAAGCAAAGCUCGUUAAGGAAAAGCUGAAUUGAUUACAAAAUGACGAAUUUAUUGUGAAAAGAUAAUAUGAGAAGUACGAGUCAUCGUAGACUCAGUGAAUAAGUGGAAUGAUCUAAGAAAAAAAAUAGUGCAUAUAGAUGUAUAAACGAUAACUUGAAAAAAUAAUUCAUCCGAAUUUUCUCCUUAAUUCAACAAGUUCGGUCAUAAAUAUAUUCGUACACUAUUAUAUAUAAAGUUGUUUCGUAUGUGAAAGAUAUCCUACAUUAUAUUUACAUAUGUUUAAAUUGUUCCUCCUGCAUACUGUGAUAAACACUUCACUUUCUACUGCC